UUAUCAAGUGCGGCACUAGAAAAGAAUGCACGGUAACUGUUUACAAAGGCAACGCUCAAACGCAUUGCUGUGGUUGAGCAGUGGUAAAGGUGUUAAAUACAUCAUUUUAGCAAAAUAAAAAAGUGAAAGUUGGAGAAAAAGUCAAGACAUGUUUUAGAUAACUAUUUUUGUUAAAGAAAUUUGUCUAGUUACGUCAAAAUGUCUCAUGAGUUCAGCGACGAAACUUUGGAUCCAGUUGACUUCAAGUCGAGUUGGAAAAAGGAGAGGUCAGUCAAUGAAGAGGGAUGCCAAACAAAAGACAUCCAUACAGAGAGCGUUGAGAUCCAGUCUUAUGAAGUUUUUGAUCAGGAAGUACAAACGGAUUUAGAUGGCGAUAAAGGAUAUUAUCAGCUGUCAGAAUCAGAAAAUCAGGACCUGGCAGACUUCCUCCAUUCUGUUGAGCCAAUGGUUAUGAAGUGUUUGGCAAACAACUUGAAGAGCCAUGCUUUUGAUGGAGUCGUUAAUCAGCAAGAUGCUGCAACUGAUGCAGUGACUUGUGUGCAUACCUUGUGUAAUGCAGAACUGAAGGAAGAGCUACAAAUCACUGGUUUGUCUUGGAAUGCCACAGGGUCAACUCUUGCAGCGACAUACGGCAGGUUUGAUCAUGAGGAUUGGUGUACGCACCGCUCUACUCUGUGUACAUGGAAUCUGGAUCGCCGUGCAGUGAAGGAAGACAAACCUGACACAGUCAUCGACUCCCCUUGUUGCCUCAUGUGUUUAGAGUUUCAUCCUGUCAAUCCUGCAUGGCUAGUAGGAGGAAAUUUCAAUGGAGAAGUGAUAGUGUGGGAUCUGAGUCGAGAGGAUGACUUGGUGGUUGCCACAUCAGGCAUUGGCAAUGACGCCCAUCGUGAGCCAGUGUCCAAAGUGCACUGGAUCAAAAGUCAGUCCUCAAAACGGAGAGAGUAUGAUAUUAUAAGUGUAAGUGGAGAUGGAAAAGUUCUUGUGUGGAAAGUUGAUUUGAAGAAAGGAAGACUCAAACUCUCUUACGGUUUUGUCGUGAUGUCUCAGAGUUUACCAAGGUCCAUGAAAGUGAGGGGAGUCAGAGGGGACAAAGAGGUCGGUGUCACGAGUAUUUCUUUCAGCUUUGAUGAUCCUGACCUGUUUGUCUUGGGCUCGGAAAGUGGGUGCAUUUUCAAGUGCAACCUUCAUGCCAGUGGGAACCCUGCAGGCAGUCAUAUAGUUUCAUCUGUUCCGCUCAGUUCUCCUGUAACUUUCACCUACAACCCCCACCACGGCCCAGUUCACUCUGUGGAUUGCUCCAACUUUCACCGCAAUGCAUUUCUGAGUGCCGGUAUGGACCAGUGUCUUCGGAUUUACAACAUGCUGCAGACCCAGCCUGUCCUGACCAUUGAACCAGACGAUGGCUAUCUCUUCUCUGCCAAGUGGUCUCCAGUGCGUCCGGCUGUUUUAGGCGCAGUCACUGAGAGAGGAAAUUUGCUGCUGUACGAUCUGAGGGGUGGUCAAAUGAUUCCUUCACACAAGCUCGAAGCCAGCCCUAAUAAAGCUCCUGUCUACAGUUUACAGUUCAAUCAUCACCAGAAGAAGAUUUUAGCGACUGGAGAUGGCCAGGGCUACAUCCGAGUGUUCAAACUGGGAUCAUCUCUUACCUCCAUGUCUGGGAAAGACUUGGAAGUUCUAGAGGGAAUGGUCAGCACUGGGACGGAAUAAACCAUGCGAAGAAAGACAACGUGACAGAGCAGCAAUUUGUUAUGAGUGCUCAUGACUUGAAUGUAGCGAAAAAAAGAAUCUCUCCUUAGGAAUGAACACUUAGAACUUGGUUAUCUUACACUAACACAGGUAUAAUCAAUCUCUCUGUAAUGUAAAGUGGCAAGGCAAUUUUUUUGUUCUGUUAUCGAGUAAAAGAUAAUUUUGGCAAAAAGUUGCCGUUUUGAGAAUAUUAAUGCAUAGAUUCAAUACUUGUGUAAAAUAAUAAAUUAUAUUAUGCUUUGGGGGGAUUUGUAGGGUAAGUGGGGAGAGAUGUUGCCGAUCACUUUUUUUUAUCUUCUUCAACUGUGAUAUGUCGCCUCUGAAGCGACUCCUGUGAAAUUGAUGUGGUAAUUUUGUUGAGAAUUAUUUGACAAAGAUCAAUGAAUUUGAAUGUGUAAUAAUAGUGUUGUGAUUUUACUAUACUGUGGCGUUAGUGUCAAAUGAGACUGGUACGGUACCGUAUGCAUUAAAUAAAUCUUGAUUGUAGAUAACACCAGCUGA
Molecule: messenger RNA, 2247 nt
Organism: Aplysia californica (California sea hare)
Lineage: Eukaryota; Metazoa; Mollusca; Gastropoda; Aplysiida; Aplysiidae
Product: WD repeat-containing protein 34
Exons: 13
Coding region: 199-1707 (502 amino acids)
Biological process (GO): intraciliary transport
Cellular component (GO): ciliary plasm; cytoplasmic dynein complex
Molecular function (GO): dynein light chain binding; dynein heavy chain binding
Source: RefSeq, a predicted model, not a curated record